GGAGUCUUUGUCUCGCUGCAGUUGAAAGGAAUUGGCAGAUAUUGCUUUGAUUCUAAAGAAAUAUCUGGCGCAGCGGAGCGAUGUGCACGUUUGAUAAGGACAAAGGGCCAAGGAGGCUGAUGAAAAAGGGAUUAACUCUCAUCCUGGUCGGCCAUAUUAAUUUCAUCCUCGGAGCUAUUGUCCAUGGCAAUGUCCUCCGCCACAUUUCCAAACCCAGUCAGCAUAUCACGACUGAAUACACUGUCGCCAACAUCAUCUCUGUCACCUCUGGCCUGCUGAGCAUUGCCAGUGGAAUUAUUGCCAUUGUGGUGUCAAGAAACAUCCACGUGUUAAAGCUGCAAAUAGGACUUCUGGUUGUGUCAUUCCUGAACGCACUGCUCUCAGCGGCGUGCUGCACAGGUCUCCUCCUUGCUAUUGGUAUCACUGUUGCCCACAAUGGUCAAGGUUUGAUGCUGGGAUGCAACGAUACACAGGUGCCCAUCAACGCUCGGUCACCAGUCAGUAGCCAGUGCCCCUUUGAUACAACACGAAUAUAUGAAACCACCCUAUCAUUGUGGGUUCCGUGUGCUAUCUUGUCAGCAAUUGAGGUUGGACUGUCUCUCUGGUGCUUCAUUGUUGGACUGGCUCUCAGGGGGCUGGCACCCUGUGGCAACAGCUACAUCAAAGAGCAGUUGGAGGAAGAGGCUGAGCGCUCUGCCCAUAGCCAACGUCUGAUGGGACAUCACCUAAACCCCGAUGCCUAACUGAACAAAAAACAUUCAGGAAGGAUAUAACUCCAUGUAGACAAGCACAGCCAAAACCCAAAAGCCAUCAUUGCACUUAUAUUCAGACUAGCACAUUUUGCCCUGCAUUCAGCUGGGUGAGUGUCACAGUGGAGCAGCGGUGGAAUCAGUUCCACGAGUCUAGUUCUUGCUUUGUGGUGUAAUGAAGCCUGAUUCACAGAUGGGUUACCAAACAGCUUCUUAUAUAAACCAAAUUGUUUAUCUUCUAUGUACAGCUGUGCGAAGGCAGCUGAUUCCAUCUAGUCUAUAUGUGCCUGAUGAAACCUAUAAGUUAUAAAUUAAUUUACAGUGCCACAUAAAAAACCCACAUCUGUAUAUUAAACUGUUUCAUUCCAAAGUGUAGAUUCAGUGUGGAAGCUGUAGUAUGAUAUCAGUAAUCUUUUCAGUCUUAUCAGUAUGCCUCCUUGGCUGUUUUGAUUCUGCACAACCAGGUAUGUUACGCCAAGCAUGUCUUUUUAUAGGAAGUAUAUAAGAACAAAGCUUUGUUUAUGAAGAAAGUCCAAUUUCAUUUCAUGCAAAAGUUCGAAUAUUUGAGCUGAGUUCAGGAUCAUUUUAGCUUCUAUAAACCUUGACAUUACAUUUCAGAAAAAUGUGUUU
Limanda limanda (common dab) is the source of this 1379-nucleotide messenger RNA. Its product is annotated as keratinocyte-associated protein 3. Lineage: Eukaryota; Metazoa; Chordata; Actinopteri; Pleuronectiformes; Pleuronectidae. The transcript has 6 exons. The coding region runs from base 81 to 743 and encodes 220 amino acids. The record is from RefSeq and is a predicted model, not a curated record.